Messenger RNA from Cuscuta campestris, 2412 nucleotides. The record is from the annotation of a GenBank genome assembly. Lineage: Eukaryota; Viridiplantae; Streptophyta; Magnoliopsida; Solanales; Convolvulaceae.
CGAACCGUUAAUCAUUGAGCCACUUCACCCAUCUAUGUUUGGUCAGGUAAUCCCUAAUUUUGCCAAAUUCCAAUUCCAUUAUCCGAAGAGUUCCCAAACGGCCCGAAUGGCUAAAGCUUGACAAGCCUUCUCUCUGCAUCACUGCCUCCCCUAUUCAACAUUCAAAUUACACAGAAAAAUGGCUCAAUUCUGGAAGCCGGGAACGGAGCGGCCCCGCCUCGUCGACGACGAAGACGGCGGUGUCCUCCUCUACUCAUCCUCACCCUCGUUCUCCUCCGGUUUCGGACAUGGGAAUAUAGAGAAGCAGAGGCAAAGGCUCCCGGUGCACAAGUACAGAACCGCCAUUCUCUAUCUGGUGGAGACGCAUUCCACCACUAUCAUUGUGGGGGAGACUGGCAGCGGAAAAACAACCCAGAUUCCUCAGUAUCUUAAAGAAGCUGGGUGGGCAGAGGGAGGACGCCUGAUUGCCUGUACUCAACCGAGGAGAUUGGCCGUGCAGGCAGUUGCUUCUAGGGUUGCUGAAGAGAUUGGAGUAAAACUUGGUGAAGAAGUAGGAUAUACAAUCCGAUUUGAAGAUGUUACAAACGCGGACUUGACAAGAAUCAAGUUCCUAACUGAUGGAGUAUUGCUAAGGGAAAUGAUGGAUGAUCCUCUACUGAGCAAGUAUAGUGUGAUAAUGGUAGAUGAAGCACAUGAAAGGUCUAUUUCUACCGAUAUCUUAUUGGGACUUCUGAAAAAGAUCCAACGACGCCGGCCUGAGCUGCGUCUUAUCAUUGCUUCGGCUACAAUAGAAGCAAGAUCAAUGGCGGAUUAUUUCAAAACCAGAAGGCGUUGCUUAUCAGAGCAGGAGGAGAAUGUACCUAGUAGAAAACCCGCCAUUCUCUCAGUAGAGGGAAGGGGAUAUAGUGUGGAGGUAUUUUAUGCUGACAAUCCCGUUCCUGAUUAUGUCCAAGCUGUUGUCUCGACGGUGUUGUCAAUCCAUGAUCAUGAGCCCAUGGGAGAUAUCUUGGUGUUCCUCACAGGUCAAGAUGAUAUUGACACUGCUGUUCAGAUGCUCACAGAUGAAACCCAGAGUAAACAAAUACAAGGAUUGAUAUUUGUACCACUGUACUCAGGACUGCCACGAUCUGAUCAGGAUUUGGUGUUCUCUCCAACUCCCAGAGGAAAGAGGAAAGUGGUAAUAUCAACGAAUAUUGCAGAGACUUCAUUGACUUUAGAGGGUAUAGUUUAUGUGAUUGAUUGUGGGUUCUCAAAACAACGGUUCUACAACCCGGUUUUAGACAUCGAGAAUUUGAUAGUGGCUCCCAUAUCCAAAGCUUCGGCUCGACAAAGGGCAGGUAGAGCUGGAAGAGUUCGGCCUGGAAAAUGUUUUAGGCUGUAUACUGAGGAGUAUUUCUUAAAUGAAAUGGCUUCUCAGGGAAUUCCAGAGAUACAGAGAUCAAGCCUGGUUUCAUGUGUUAUUCAGUUAAAGGCCUUGGGUAUUGACAAUAUAUUAGGUUUUGAUUGGCCUGCAUCUCCAUCACCUGAAGCAAUGAUUAGAGCACUUGAAAUAUUGUACUCUCUUGAGGUGCUUGAUGAUGAUGCUAAACUCACUUCACCUACUGGGUUUCAAGUUGCUGAGAUUCCAUUGGAUCCAAUGAUCUCAAAAAUGAUCCUGGCUUCAAGUGUAUCUGGAUGCUCCGAGGAAAUUAUUACUAUCACUGCAGUUCUUUCAAUACAGUCCAUCUGGAUUUCGUUAAGGGGAGUACAAAAGGAAAUGGAUGAAGCAAAGUUAAGAUUUGCUGCAGCUGAGGGUGAUCAUGUGACUUUCUUAAAUGUGUACAAAGGAUUCAUUCAGUCAAAAAAAUCUUCCAAAUGGUGUCAGAAGAAUUUCAUUAACUAUCAUGCCAUGAAAAAAGUUAUGGAAGUUAGGGAACAACUAAGAAGGAUUGUUCUGCAUUUGGGCUUAAGCUUGAAAUCAUGUGAGGGGGACAUGCAGGUACUAAGGAAAACGAUUACGUUGGGAUUUUUCGCUAAUGCUUGCCGUUUAGAGCCAUUUAGCCACAAUGGCAUGUACAAGACAGUAAGGAGUUCUCAAGAAGUUUAUAUUCAUCCUUCGUCUGUUUUAUUCAGGGUAAAUCCGAAGUGGGUGAUAUACCAAUCUCUGGUUUCCACAGAUAGACUGUACAUGCGAAAUGUGAUCUCCGUAGAUCCUUCUUGGCUGAGAGAGGCUGCUCCACAUUUUUACCAACUUCAACACCCUUCUUCUAUCCCUCAUUAAUCCCCCCCCCUAAAAAUGUAUCCUCUCUGUGUACAUAGGCUACAUUGUGCUGAUAUAUAUAUAUAUCCUGCAUCUGGUGACAUUUUUGUAACAUUGUAGUGACGAUUACUUUUUGUUGUUGCGGGGUUUGACGAUUACUUAUUAUUCAUCUA